Dioszegia hungarica is the source of this 735-nucleotide messenger RNA. RefSeq lists its product as uncharacterized. The record is from RefSeq and is a predicted model, not a curated record. Bases 1 to 735 code for a protein of 244 amino acids. Lineage: Eukaryota; Fungi; Basidiomycota; Tremellomycetes; Tremellales; Bulleribasidiaceae. The transcript is spliced from 3 exons. Gene Ontology annotation, molecular function: acyltransferase activity, transferring groups other than amino-acyl groups.
AUGCCCGCCGAAGCUGAACCUUCCAGCUCCGACACCCCCUCCUUCCUCCUCCCCGCGGGCCCCUCCGUACCCCGCUCCCACUCCUUCCUCCCACUCCGAUCCGGUCCACCUAUCUACUUUCCCUUACCGGCCCCAUACGAUGGGUACUGCCUAACGGAGUAUUUCCAGUCUGAUCUAUCGCCUUCCGCGCCUGUUAUCAAAGGACAAGGGGAGGGCGGAGAGGACGAGGACGUGUCGAUGACCGAGGAGGAGAGAGGGGCGGCCAUGGCGGAGAAUUACGAAGCUCGGCAGAGGAUCAUGGAUGUGGUCGCGCCGGCCGGUAGUCGGGGCUGGGAGUAUCCUAUCAUAAGACGGACAGACGAGAUCAAGGCGAUGAAUACCGAUCCGACCCUCAGACCAGCUAUCCUCGGGACAUUUACGCUCCGGCCCAGCGGUGCUUCCUCAUCCCCCGCCCAAACCAGUUCCGAUACGCCAAGAGCAACAUGGAAGCUGGGCCAUGUCUGGAUAGCGCCUUCAGAGAGACAAAAGGGACUAGCAUCCGUCGUCAUCACAUACAUCCUCCACUCUUGGCUGCUCCGUCUCCCCGGUCCUGCUCCUCGCGUAACGGCUACCACCUCUACAGAUGAUACAGCCGCUACAAAGCUCCUCGCACGUCUCGGCUUCCGGCCAGAUCCAGACGCAGAUAAAGGCGGUGAUGGGCGCAAGGGGGCGGCGUCGUAUAUAUGGGAGCGAUGA